CCACAACAACCAUCCCCCUUGUUUCUCACCCUACUUUCUCUCACGUACAUAUAUGCAGAGGACCCACGGGACCUACUCCACCCACCCGCCUCAACCAGGGUUCUGGCUCUGGUGAUAUCUCAUUUCAUACGUAGUCGAAAUGGCUGGCCAGCAGCAACUUCCAAACCACUACUCAAUGCAAUACGGCACCGACAAUGGCGGUAGCGGCCAGCGAUUCUACUCCUCCACCGGCCCCGCAGUGCAGCACUCCAACACCACCACAACAACAACGAACCACCCACCGAGAGACGACCCACUCUCAGACGUUCUCUACUCAACCCUCCACACCGUGCAUUCGAACGUUAUGGCAGGCACCGGUCUACCCACCGCGCAGCUCGACACCCUCCUCAGCGUCGUCCACGAGUAUAGGAAGGCAAAGGACAGCGAGCGAGCGGCUACAGAGAACGAAUUACGGCUGAGGGAGAUGGACUUGCAGUUGGAGAUGUUGAGAGCAACGGCCCGUGCUGACGCUGGUAUGAGCAUGUUGGCGCCAACGCCAGAAGGGGCUGGGUUGGAUAUGGGGAUGGGAUAUGUGGGCUUUUUGGGUGAGCAGGGUGCGAAUCAGCAUCUUGGGGAGGGUAUGCAUCAACAGCCGCGGCAGGAGAUGCAUCAGAAUAGUCAGUACCAAUCGUUGUGGUCGCCUGCUCCACAACAGCCUCAACCGCAGGCGCCACCCUUUUACCACGGCAACCAGACGGCAAUGUUCCAACACUCGCUUUCACUUGGGGCUUACGAGCUGCCUCCUGUUGUGCCCUCUCACGCUGAGGUGGCCGGCAGCCUUCCGGAUCAUUAUCACGUAUCUCAUCAACAGCAUCAACAGCAACAGUCACGACAACAGUUGAGGACAGAGAUGCCUGCUUCACCACAACACCCAUCACCCAUGUCCGCUUCAAGCACUUUCACCAGCGCCCUUGCAGCUACGCCGCCUUCUGCGCAUUUUGACGGCGAAGCCGAAGGGCUGUACAACUGGCAGACGCAGUCUAUGCAGGCACAUAUGCAGCCACAGCCGCAGAUGCAGAUGCAUAAGCACAUCAACGUCCCGCCCUUCCAUCCGGACCCACAGCUCUAUGAGCAACAGGAGCAACAGCGUCAGGCACAACAGCGGCAGCAACAGAAGCAGCAGCAGGAACAACAACAGGAGCGGCACGAUCUUCAGCGGGAUUCGGCGGGCCUGUACUGGAACGGGUCGAUGGAUGUCGGUGCGCAGAUAGAUGUUCACAGGCGGCAGGGUCCUGCGAAUGUGUUUGAGUCAAUGGAUGUGACGUCGCAGCCUCCGAUGCAUACGAACGAUGAUAGAGUGGGUGGCACGGGACAGGUGGAGGGCUUUUCGGCAAAUCACGAUCCGAAUGGAAUUCAUAUGGGAGAUGUUGGGCCUCUGUGUUUGUCCUCCCCAACUUCAUCUAUUCCGAGUGUGCCAACACCACUCACGUCACAUAAUCUGCCAGCGAUGGAACAACCGGCACUCCCCGCGUCACCAAUAAACACCUCCAGCGCAUACAAACCCUCUAUGCCUGAGCCGCAGAGGUCGGAACCCAUCCAGCCCAUAACCACCCUCGCCAGCGGCCGGGGCGCCAUUACUAACUCGCGGUACCGCAGACGCAAACGAAAGACGGACCUCGUCACCGGGAACUGUCAGGUGUGCAAGGCGCAUAUUGUCAUGUUCCAGCUGCAUUGCGUGGAUGACUGUACGCUUGGAUCGCAUACGGUCAACGUCACUUGCGCAUCAUGUACGGGUCAGGCAGCGUCGGCGUUGAACGGCACGAGUGAGGGACGUGUUCCAAACACGAUUGGAUUACCACCAUCAUCCGCGGUAUCAAACACAACAACGACAACAGCAGCAUCGAAACGCCGCAAACGCAAAAUGACAGAGCACCACUCGGUUUGUCUUACGCAAGACAUGCUCUGCAUGCUCUGCAAAACAGUCAUUGGCGUCGGUGGCCUCCAAUUCGAAAGCCCCACCGGAACCGGCUCCAGCAGCUCUUCCUCCCCCUCCCUCUCCCCGCACGCAGCCUACGCCUCACCCAACGGCGUCUCCUCAUCCACCCUCUCUAAACCCCGCAGCACAACAACAGGAGGUAUCAAAAACCCCGCCCUGCCCCCAAUAAUGGUCGAAAUCAUCUGCGCCCCCUGCUACCGCACCUACGCCUUCUGCAGCGACUGCGGCGGCGGCGGCACCUUCCGCACCGGCAAAUACCGCCCGCGCCAGCUCUUCGAACCCGGCCGCGCAACAUGCUCCCUCUCCCACGUCCGCCUCACACCCGGAAAUGUCGAGGAAAAAGUCUUCCGCAUACCUCUGAUCAACGACGACCCCACCCUCGACCCGGCCUACUUCACCACCGAGUCCAACCGCCCCCCGGACGACACUACCCCUUUACUCACCCCCGAAAUCGCAGCCCUGAUGCACGCUUCCCUCCCCUACAUGUACCUCCACGAAGUCGGCAACCCGCGCUUCAUGACCUCCGGCGGGCCCGAGUUCGCAACGUGGGAGAAGCUGCUGGAUAGGAUAACGACUCUCCGCGCGCUGAUUGAGCUGUUGUGUAAAGGCGUGAACCCGAAAGACCAGCCGCCGCCGAAACGCAACUGUGUGAGGAGGUUUUUGAGUCUGAGGUGGGUCAACCGCGCGCAUCCGGCGGAUUUGGUCGUACCUGAGGGGGAGAAUGAGUUGGAGGCUGAGCGGUAUUAUGGGGCUGAUAAUACGAGGGAGGAUGAGGAUGGGGAUUAUGAGGAUGAGGGCGGUAAAGAGCAAACUGCGAAUGCAAAUGGCCUUUUCCGACUCCCCGAUCCCCGGCGCCCCACAGCUGCCCCACCUACACCAUCCCAACAACCACCCCAAGCAACAACAACCCUCCGCGACCCAUCAUCCGACCCACGCCUCGUCUUCACCUUCUCCAUCAUCGAAUGGCGCACCGACACCGGCUUCGUCCGCAACUGCGCCAGCUUCGGCGGCGCCGACCGCAAACCGUCCGUAUGGAACCCCAUGCUGGGCGGGCUGAACGCCAUGCUGCGGGAUUGCGCCUACCUCUCCCGCACCUCAUCUCUCAUCCGACCCCCAUGUUACAUCUACACGAACGCGAGACGGUUCGGGUACUCUGCCCCGACCUUGGCCGUCACUUCCACCCAUUCCCCGGCCGCCACGACCUCCUCCGACCAACGAACGAUAACAAUCCCCCCACCCUCGCCCAACCCCAAACCGCGCUCCUUCUACCUCACAAAGCACGGGUUCACGCUCCUUGAGGAGUUGGACGACACGCACCCGGCGAAACAGGUGUGGGAUCCGACUAGUGUGAGUGCGGCGUUCAGGGAUCCGAAGAGUUUUGCGGUUUGGUGUGCGGAGGUUGGGGAGGUCGUGAGGCUUUUGGGGCUUACGAGGGGAGUCGGGGAGUAGGGCGUUUUGUGGCGUAGGUGUGGGACUCUAUGGACUUGGAAGUAUGGAGGACAUCCCCUGCCCCGUUACGCUGAUCUGCAUCAUUGUACAUACACAAUUUCAACUCCAUGCAUAGGACGUCGCGAGUCUCUCAAACCCGC
Molecule: messenger RNA, 3564 nt
Organism: Fimicolochytrium jonesii
Lineage: Eukaryota; Fungi; Chytridiomycota; Chytridiomycetes; Spizellomycetales; Powellomycetaceae
Exons: 1
Coding region: 140-3424 (1094 amino acids)
Source: RefSeq, a predicted model, not a curated record